GUUCGCUUUAUGAUUACUCUAUAUAGAUGUUGGUUGCUUAUGGUUUGGCAUGGCGGGUUCACUUGAAUCGUUUGAAUGUUUGAUGUUUGGUUAAGUUUGACAGAUUGAUAUAAAUAAAAAGUAAUUCAUAGAAAAAUCGUUCUCAUACUUGUACUUGUUGUUAUGCUAUUAAACAAAAAAUGUUUGAAACAAAUGAAAUAGAGGGUUUAUUUCCUGAAGAUGAAUAUGAAAAUCAUCUGUCUACCAUCAAUAAGUCUACGUUACAACAACUUCAACUCUCUUUACCCAGUGCCUCUAAUAUAACAACAAAUGUCCUGCUGAACGAUGUUUGGAAAAGCAAUCAAGAGUUGAUGACUGCUGAUACUAUCAAUCAUAUUCUUAGUUCUGCUAACAUACUUGUGCAAAACGCUGAUACGAGUCAGAUGAAAACAUGGAAAAGUAGUUUAAGCAAUUAUGAUCUUCAAUCUCUUAUGGAACAAACAAUACCAAGUUGCGAACAAUGCAACUCCAGUUCGAAAGGAGACAUAAAUCAGUUUCUAAUAAACAAAUGUAUGUGUGACUUAGGCUUAGAGGAAACUACAGAUAAAACUUCAAAACAAACACACAACACAGAAACAAAAAGUAAUUCCUAUUUUGUUAAGAACUUGAAUGUAGACAGUUCGAGUCAGGAGUCAAGGUCUGGGGAGGAUCAGAAACAGGUAUUUAAGCCAAGGUUUAGUAGACCAAAACCUUGUAAAACUGUUGGUCAACCGCAGCCAACAAUGUCCAGUACUCCUAUAGCUGAGGAAGCGGACUUUGAAAAGGAAGAAGAAGAGAAUAAGGCACACAAGAGUAAUGUGGCUAAGAUCAUGUUCAAGACUGCUAAAGAAACCUUGCUAGCCUCUAACCCUGCUGCCAAGAGGACAUUGGGAACCUCCAGAAAAGCUCAGGCUAAGUUUGUGUCACCUAUGAUUGGAGCUCAGGAUAAGCAGGAGACUGUAGAGCCUGAGGUGACAGAUGAGCGCCUCAAACACAUUGAUCCUAAAAUGAUUGAACUAAUUGAAAGUGAAAUUAUUGACAAAGGAACUCCAAUAGGUUGGGAUGACAUAGCUGGUCUACACCUAGCCAAGUCAGUGAUACAAGAGGCAGUUGUGUGGCCUCUGCUCCGGCCUGACAUUUUCACAGGGUUGAGACGGCCACCUAAAGGGAUUCUCUUAUUCGGACCACCUGGCACGGGGAAAACUUUAAUUGGUAAAUGUGUAGCUGCGCAGUGUAAUGCGACAUUCUUCAGCAUCUCUGCGUCAUCGCUCACUUCCAAAUGGAUAGGUGAUGGAGAGAAGAUGGUGCGCGCGCUCUUCGCCGUCGCCAGGUGUCACCAACCUGCUGUAAUAUUUAUAGACGAGAUAGACUCUCUGCUGACCCAGCGCAGCGACACAGAGCAUGAAGCCACCAGGAGGAUCAAGACUGAGUUCUUAGUGCAGUUUGAUGGAGCAGCUACUGGUGAAGAAGACCGUUUACUUAUAGUGGGCGCCACCAAUCGUCCGCAGGAAUUAGACGAGGCCGCGCGCAGGCGACUCGUCAAAAGACUGUAUAUACCACUACCUGAUGCCGACGCUCGCAAGCAGAUAAUAACGAAUCUAUUAGCGAACGAAACCAAUGACCUCACAGCACAGCACAUAUCCGAAAUAGCGAACUUGACGGAGGGGUACUCCGGUGCGGACAUGAAGUCACUCUGUUCCGAAGCAGCUAUGGGGCCCAUUCGCUCUGUACCAUUAUCCCAAAUCGUCAGCAUUGAUAGGAAUAAGUACAAAAUGGAUAAAGAUAAUCGUGUAGUUGUGCUCAUUGACAUGGACUGUUUUUAUUGCCAAGUUGAAGAAAAACUUAACCCGGAAUUGAGUGGAAAACCCAUCGCUGUAGUGCAGUAUAAUCCUUGGCAAGGCGGCGGAAUCAUAGCAGUAAACUAUGUAGCUAGAGCCCGCGGAGUCACUCGACACAUGAGAGGGAAGGAGGCCAAGGAAAAGUGCCCGGAUAUAGAAUUGCCGUCUGUACCCUGUCAGAGAGGCAAGGCUGACAUAUCCAAGUAUAGAGAUGCUGGUAAAGAAGUAGCAAGAGUACUGCAGAAGUUCACACCUCUUCUAGAGAGAGCUUCCAUUGAUGAAGCUUACCUAGACAUCACAGCUCCGGUGGAAGCGCGACUGAAUACUCUGAAUGUUAACUCGGUACACACUGACAUGAUGCCCAACACCUUUGCCCUUGGUUAUGAUAGUGUGGAUGAGUUCUUGGCUGAUGUCCACUCAUGUGGCUUUGAGAAUAUUGAGUUUGACUAUGAACAUGCCAAACGGUUGCUUGUAGGUGCAGUUAUUGUCAGCGAGAUUAGAUCUGCCGUUUACGAAGAAACAGGUUAUAGAUGCUCAGCAGGCAUAGCUCACAAUAAAAUUCUAGCGAAACUAGUAUGUGGAAUGAACAAACCUAAUAAACAGACUAUUCUCCCUAAACAUUCUAUUAAUUUAUUGUACAGCACAUUGCCAUUGAAGAAAGUGAAACAUCUUGGAGGAAAGUUUGGCUACACAGUCUGUGAAGUAUUGAAAAUAAGCAAAAUGGGAGAGCUACAAAAGUUCACAGAAAAGCAAUUGCAAUCAAAGUUUGAUGAGAAAAAUGGGACAUGGCUAUACAAUAUUGCGCGAGGAAUAGAUUUGGAACCAGUUCAAGCUAAAUUCAACCCUAAAAGUAUAGGAUGCUGCAAAAAUUUCAAAGGAAAGGCGGCUCUCCUUAAGUUGGAGACCUUGCAGAGGUGGCUCAAAGACCUGGGCGACGAAAUAGAAGACAGAUUAGAGCAGGAUGCAAUAGAAAAUAAUAGAACACCAAAACAAAUGGUUGUCAGUUACUCUGUGCAGGUAUCAGACAAAGAUAUAAGUAGUUCCCGAUCAUAUAAUUUUACCCCUGAAGAUGAACUGUGUGGUGAACUAUUUUCAAGCAAAGCUUUAGAACUUCUUCUGGAAAGUUCUGAAGGAAUCAAGAGUAAAGAUUGCACCAGUAACAUGAGGUUAAAAGCUCCAAUAAAAUUCUUAGGUAUCAGUGUUGGAAAGUUUGAAGACAAUACAGAAAUAAAGAAAACUAAGAAAAUAUUAGAUUAUUUUGCAGCUGGAACAUCUAAUGUUAGUGUAAAACCUAAAGAUUGCACACAACAAGAAAAGACAAUAAAUGACACCAAUGAUAAAAUUAAAUCAGACUCUAAGAACAUUGGCAAAGACUACAUAAUGCAAAAAUUUUUACAUGCAUCACAAAAACCUCAAGUAUGUGAAAGUACACAGAAAGAGAAUGUUGAAAAAGUCAAUCAAACUAAUAAGCCAGUUCUAGAGUCCAGCCUAGACAAGCAAGAGUCUUUUUUUGCUAAAAUAUUGAACCAAAACAAACAACCUAACAUUAGCCGAGUGCAACAAUCAGAAGUAGAUCUUCAGAAAAACGACCAACGACGCCAGUCUGCGAUGUAGUCGCGUGUGGGGAAAAUAGCAAUGACUCGAAUUAUUCAGGUUCAACAAUUAACGAGGAAAUAAACAAUAGUGUGGCUUUGUUUGAAGAGGACCCUACGAAAGUGGCUCGUGUUAAAAGUAUUAGGGAGCUGUUGUCUAGCUCGCGAAU
Molecule: messenger RNA, 3618 nt
Organism: Spodoptera littoralis (African cotton leafworm)
Lineage: Eukaryota; Metazoa; Arthropoda; Insecta; Lepidoptera; Noctuidae
Source: the annotation of a GenBank genome assembly